CGCCCAAAGAACGACGAGGAACACGGAAGUGGUUCGCUGUUUGUAGUAUUUCCGCUUUUAGACAAGAGCCGGAUAAAGAGACAUGACAGCGACUCUGCGUCCAUACUUAAAUGCUGUACGGGCAACACUGCAGGCAGCUCUCUGCCUGGAAAACUUCUCCUCACAGGUGGUCGAGCGCCACAACAAACCUGAGGUUGAAGUUCGGAGCAGUAAGGAAUUGUUGCUUCAGCCAGUUGUGAUAAGCAGAAAUGAUAAAGAGAAGGUCCUUAUUGAAGGUUCAAUCAACUCUGUUCGUGUCAGCAUUGCAGUAAAGCAGGCUGAUGAGAUUGAAAAGAUUCUGUGCCACAAGUUCAUGCGUUUCAUGAUGAUGAGGGCUGAGAACUUUUUCAUUCUGCGGAGAAAACCAGUGGAGGGCUAUGAUAUCAGUUUCCUCAUCACUAACUUUCACACAGAGCAGAUGUAUAAGCACAAGUUGGUGGAUUUUGUCAUCCAUUUUAUGGAGGAAAUUGAUAAGGAAAUCAGUGAGAUGAAGCUCUCGGUCAAUGCAAGGGCACGAAUAGUUGCUGAAGAAUUCCUCAAGAAUUUUUAAAAGGAAGGACCUGCUCGCCCUCAGCUCACUGCAACAUUUCAAUGUGAUCAGCGUAAAGCAGGGUAAAGGUUUGUGUUCUUGAAAGUCAAGCAAGUAACAGAGAGUGAGAGAGUGGACACAAAGUGUGAACAUCAACAUUUAAAGUAACAUGGACCAAAUGGAUUGAAGGCUGGUGUCCUCUCCACAGGACUGAAUUCGGAGUAUUGGAGUGAUGUCAACCAAAAGCGCUCAUGGAAUUUAAAGACUCUCUGUACUGUUCAGCUGUAGUCUUUAGUAGUUAUUUAAAAUUGCAUUAUUAAUCCUCUUGUGCCAACUUUAUUUGCUUGCUUGCUAACUUGGUCCAAACGUGUUCUAUACUUAUAAGGAUGUCCCAAAUGUCUUCACAUAUAGAGGAAGUUAACACGCAAAGUUUUAGCAAAAUGUAGCUCUAUUUCCAAAACAUCCUCUAAAUGAGUGGCAUUUCUUUGUAGAACCCACUCACUAUAAACAAGUUUUAAAACAUCUGGGGAAUGCUUUUCUUAAAAUGAAUCAUGACCUUCAUAUACCUCCACAGGUAAAAAUCAACUGAGCUUUUGGAAGACAUUUUGCCAAAAAAGGUAAAUUUCAUUUAUAAAUGAAGAUUUUUGGGACACCUUAUACUUAAUGAUCUCUUCUCUUCCGCAGCACACCCCUUUAAACUCAUUGUUUUUGUAACACAGUGCUGCAGUAUGGAUCUGCCUCAUCUUCCUCUAUGCUCAUGAGUCAACAAUAUGCAUAGAUGCUGAACAAACCUUUAAAAUCAGGGUGGACAUUCUUUGAUAAAUCUUUCAAUAUUCUUGAACAUGAAAAGAAAAAACGAGCCAGUGUUCCAGUAAUGUAAACUGAUAAUGCUCUCAAUUCAUUAUUUGUAAAAUAUAUGUAUAUUGUGUGCACAGUGACAUUUUCCUGUCUGAUUUUGAUAUAUUGACCUUCACACUAUUGCACAUGAACUACACAAGACCUUAUUAAUUGUAGAGACAAGAUGACGAAACAGUUAUGAUUAAUAAACAUCUCUCUAUUGCUUGUAA
Molecule: messenger RNA, 1635 nt
Organism: Clarias gariepinus (North African catfish)
Lineage: Eukaryota; Metazoa; Chordata; Actinopteri; Siluriformes; Clariidae
Gene: arpc4
Product: actin related protein 2/3 complex, subunit 4
Exons: 6
Coding region: 83-589 (168 amino acids)
Biological process (GO): Arp2/3 complex-mediated actin nucleation; actin filament polymerization
Cellular component (GO): actin cytoskeleton; Arp2/3 protein complex
Molecular function (GO): actin filament binding
Source: RefSeq, a predicted model, not a curated record